Molecule: messenger RNA, 3404 nt
Organism: Globicephala melas (long-finned pilot whale)
Lineage: Eukaryota; Metazoa; Chordata; Mammalia; Artiodactyla; Delphinidae
Gene: MPND
Product: MPN domain containing
Molecular function (GO): metallopeptidase activity; protein binding
Source: RefSeq, a predicted model, not a curated record
CGCCGUCCCCGCUGGGCCGGAGCAGCAGGUUCCCGCACUCGGGGUGGCGCUCCAGGAGCAGCUGAGCCUCCAGCCGGCUCACUUUCAGGAAGCACCUAGGGCGGGUCGCGUCACUCACCAGGACAGGCCCCGCCCCCAGAGACACAGCCACGCCCUCCCCACGUAACCCCGCCCCUGGGCACCCAGCCUUGCCCUCCCGUCCGCGACCUGGUUUCUGGAGACCCUGCCUUGCCCGACCCCAGGCCCAGGCUCUGCCUCCGGAGGCUCAGGCUAUCCUGCGGGCACACAGGCCAACACUCAGAGACCCAUACCCGCCUCCCAGGCACCUAUACCCUCUCCUAUAAAACUUGUCCCGCCCCCAGGCACCUAGGCUCGCCCAUGGAGAUCCAGGCCCGCCCCCAGGCAGCUAGACCCGCCCCAAACACCCAGUAGGGCUCCCAGCUGUGAGACCUAAUCCCCGCCCCUGCCCGGAUGCAGUCUUACGCUCAAGACCCAACGCCUGGAGACCCCGCUCACUGCCCUCUCCGGCUCCAUGCUGUCCAGCCCGCCACCAUCCUGGAGACCCUCGGCACUUACGAGGGCAUCUCGAGCGCACGUCGUGCCUCUUCUUUGGCCAGGACCUCGGCCAUCAUGUACAGGUGUCCGGGCAGCAGGUUCAGAUUUCUGGCUACCCUGCUUUGAAGAAGUCUUUCGGCGCCAUUUUUCCAACAGCGUUAUUUUUUUUUAUUUUAUUUUUUUGUGGUACACGGGCCUCUCACUGCUGUGGCCUCUUCCGUUAAGGAGCACAGGCUCCGGACGCUCAGGCCCAGCGGGCAUGGCUCACGGGCCCAGCUGCUCCGCGGCACGUGGGAUCUUCCUGGUCCAGGGCACGAACCCGUGUCCCCUGCAUCGGCAGGCAGAUUCUCAACCACUGCGCCACCAGGGAAGCCCCCCAACAGCGUUAUUUUAAAAUUAAGUUAUAAGGCUGCCUGGACUUUAUACGCAUAGCAAAGAAUAGCCUUUGGAAUCUGCUCAAGAACUGUGUAGUCUGGGCAACCUCUUCAUCUGCUGAACUGUCUGUUCCCCAACCAGGGUGCGAACGCGCCCUCUCUGCGGUGGAAGCAUGGAGUCUUAACCACUGGACCGCCUUGAGACAAAGGAUCAUACAUCGAAAUGAUACUGAUAUUCUACAUAAAGUUCACCAAGGAUAGAUAGUCCAGCGUGUGCAAGCCGGAGGCCUGACUUUCCCCGCUCGCUCCUGCUGACCCGCCCACCGGCGGCGGCCAAUGGCUGGGGCGCUUCCCGCUCGGGGCAGAGCCGCGUCACGUGCCGGGAAGAAAGCACCAGAGGCGCGCUGGGCGUGUGGCUGAGCGGCCAUGGCAGCUCCAGAGUCGCUGUCCCCCGCGGGCGGCGCGGGUGAGGAGGCGCCGGACGAGGACGAGGCGGAGGCCGAGGACUCUGAGCGGCCGGGGGCAUCGGGUGGCGCGCGCGGCGGAGGCGGUGGCGGUGGCGGCGGGGCCGGGCCAGGGAGCUGCGGUGGCCCGGGGGGCGCGCUCACCAGGCGCGCGGUCACGCUGCGGGUGCUCCUCAAAGACGCGCUGCUGGAGCCCGGCGCCGGGGUGUUGUCCAUCUACUAUCUGGGGAAGAAGUUCGUGGGAGACCUGCAGCCCGAUGGGAGGAUUGUGUGGCAGGAAACGGGCCAGGUGUUCAACUCACCCAGCGCCUGGGCCACCCAUUGCAAGAAGCUGGUGAACCCAGCCAAGAAGUCUGGCUGUGGCUGGGCCUCUGUCAAGUACAAGGGCCAGAAACUGGACAAGUACAAGGCUGCCUGGCUCCGGCGAAACCAGCUCCAUAUACCUGCAGCUGCCGCCGAUGAGUGGGCACCUGGGGCAACGACAGGAACCGAAGGCUCAGGCCAGCCAGAGGUCUCUGUGGAACUUGCCGGGAGGGUAGGGAGCAGCCAGCUGAAAGUCCCGUCGCUGUCCCCCCAACCCCGACCCCGCCAGAGCCCGGCCAGCGAAGGAGAGGAGGAGGAGCUAAUGAUGGAGGAAGAGGAGGAGGAGGUUCUGACAGGAGCCUCAGCGGAGGACAAGAGUCGGAGACCACCGGUGAAGGGCCCCUCGGAGCCUGUCCACCCUGAGGCCACGCCCCCAGGGAAAAGGGUGGAAAACAAGAUCCGGGUGCCUGUGCGCUACUGCAUGCUGGGUAGUCGAGACUCUGCCAGGAACCCGCACACCCUGGUGGAAGUAACAUCCUUCGCAGCUAUCAACAAGUUCCAGCCGUUCAACGUGGCCAUCUCUAGCAACGUGCUGUUCCUGCUGGACUUCCACAGCCACCUGACCCGCAGCCAGGUCGUGGGGUACCUGGGCGGCCGCUGGGACAUCAACAGUCAGAGUGGGUAUUUGGGGCCUGUGGGCAGGGGGGUGUUUGGGGCUGGGGUCGAUGUCCACGCCUUCUCCCGCCUCCGUGCAGUGCUCACGGUGCUGAGAGCCUUCCCCUGUCGGAGCCGGCUGGGGGACGCGGAUACCGCGGCCGCCAUGGAAGAGGAGAUUUACCAGAGCCUGCUCCUGCGGGGCCUGUCCCUGGUAGGCUGGUACCAUAGCCACCCGUACAGCCCGGCCCUGCCGUCGCUGCAGGACAUCGACGCACAGAUGGACUACCAGCUGCGGCUGCAGGGCUCCAGCAAUGGCUUCCAGCCCUGCCUCGCCCUGCUCUGCUCCCCUUACUACUCUGGUAACCCGGGCCCAGAGUCCAAGAUCUCGCCCUUCUGGGUGAUGCCGCCCCCUGAGCAAAGGCCCAGUGACUAUGGCAUCCCCAUGGACGUGGAAAUGGCCUACGUCCAGGAUGGCUUCCUGACUAAUGACGUCCUUCAUGAGAUGAUGCUGCUGGUAGAGUUCUACAAGGGCGCCCCUGACCUCGUCAGGUUCCAGGAGCCUUGGAACCAGGAGCACACCUACCUCGACAAGCUCAAGAUCUCCCUGGCCAGCAGGACGCCCAAGGACCAGGGCCUGUGCCACGUGCUGGAGCAGGUUUACAGCGUCCUCAGGCAGGGGAGCUGAGAGCACCAGCCUCCAAGGACCAGGGAAGCCUUUGGUCAGAUGCGGCUCCCCGAGGCUCUGCGUGAGGGGAGUGGGCCCAGGGCCUUUGUGCUGCUUCGUUCCUGUGUGACUGAGGUGUGUGACGGCAGGGGCUCAGAUAAUAAAGGAGAAACAGCCUAGGCAUGUGUCUCACGGAUUCAGGAGGGGUUGCUGUCCAUGCAGCCGUGGCUAUGGGGAGGGGCCGUGCUGGCGACUGGGCGGAUGACAGCCGUCCCUCCCAGGCUCUCUGGGGGCUGGUGCUCAUGUGGGCCCCACCCUGGCUGGAGACCCCUUCGAGAGGGCCCACCCUGCACCACAACCAGGCAAGAGACUGUAGAAAGAGACAUU